GAGAGGCACCCGUGCUCCCACGGAGAGGCUGCGAGGGAGACAGCGAGGUGCUGUGUCUAUGACAGUGCAGAGUGGAGACUUUGCUGGACAGAGCAAGCAGCCAGGUGCCCAUCAGCUCUUCUGCACUUGUGUUGUCUCCUGACUCAUCUGUCUGCUCCUGAAAAUGGAGUAUGUCUGGUACUGGCUCGAUGAUUCCAAGCAGUGGAUUGAGUAUGGGAAAGAGCACCCAGGUCAUGUCACUGCCACUGUAACAUCUGCAUUUUUGGAGAAUGAAUAUCAAGCUGACAAGAAUGGUGUUAUUUUUUUCAGGGCUGGUUCUCAGCAGUAUAAGUUAGACUUUGCAGACAUGGUCCAAACAAAUGUGCUCUUUAAAACUAAAAGAAGUGUUAUUCGACUGCCUAACGCUGAAGAUGGACAAGAUGGAAGCCAAAACAUGACUCUAUCACAUCCUGUCUAUCCUCCACAGUGGGACCAAACUGCACUGCCUGAUAUUGGGUACAAGUUGAUACAGCUCAGCAAUGAUUCCCAAGAAUAUACAAAAAUCAAGAGGCUGUUUGAGAAGACAAUGAAAAAUUACUGCAUCAAACAACUGCAGAGGAUUCAGAACCCAACACUUUGGGACAUUUUUCAGUGGCAAAAAGAAAAGAUGAAGAAGCUCCAUCAAUCGAAAGGAGUGAAGGAGAGGCUCCUAUUCCAUGGCACAAGUCCAUCCCAUGUGUCUGCCAUCUGUGAGCAGAACUUUGACUGGAGACUCUGUGGGACUCAUGGGACAAUGUAUGGAAAAGGAAGCUACUUUGCCAGAGAUGCCAGCUAUUCCCAUGAGUACUGCUCCUCGCUCGGUGGGCGCUACAGCAUGUUCGUAGCUCAGGUUCUUGCUGGAGACUUUGUGCGGGGGAACCCUGAGUACUGCCGCCCUCCACCCAGAGACAAAAAUUCAAACAGACUUUAUGACAGCUGCGUGGAUGACCCAACAGACCCUUCCAUCUUUGUCAUCUUUGAGAAGCAACAAAUUUACCCUGCCUAUAUUUUGGAAUACAGCCUUGAGACCAGCUGUGUGGUCCUGUAAUGAAUGGUGGAAUGUCUUUUGAAUUCACACUGAAUAAAUUACUCUUCAGUACUUUUUUUUAAAAUGUUUGUUCAAUUUUAGUUGUAGCUU
Messenger RNA from Onychostruthus taczanowskii (white-rumped snowfinch), 1156 nucleotides. Its product is annotated as protein mono-ADP-ribosyltransferase PARP12-like. The coding region runs from base 164 to 1066 and encodes 300 amino acids. Lineage: Eukaryota; Metazoa; Chordata; Aves; Passeriformes; Passeridae. The record is from RefSeq and is a predicted model, not a curated record. The transcript is spliced from 9 exons. Gene Ontology annotation, molecular function: NAD+ poly-ADP-ribosyltransferase activity.